UUCAAUACUCAAUUUGAAGCCAGAAAUUUUCACCAGGAAAAAACAAACGUGAAAACCUAAGUUGAAAUGUGUGGAGGAGCUAUAAUAUCCGACGUGGCACCGCCGGCGUCGUCUCGCCGGCUCACUGCCGACCUGCUAUGGGGAAGCGCCGCCGCCGCCGCCGCCGCCGAUCUGAACAAGAAGAAAAAUACCGGGAACUAUCACUCGAAGCCGCUGAUAUAUCAGAAGAAAUUUCAUUUAUACGAAGAUUUUGAAGCCGAUUUUCAGGAUUUCCAGGAGAGCACUGUGACAAAAGCGUUCUCCUUCUCCGCUUCGGAAAAUCCUGAUUUUAAAGGUUUGAAAUCUGUUGACUCUGCUGAAUCCCAUGAAGAAAAGUCCACAAAGAGAAAGAGAAAGAACGAGUACAGAGGAAUCCGACAGCGCCCAUGGGGUAAAUGGGCCGCUGAAAUACGCGAUCCGUCAAAAGGGGUCCGUGUAUGGCUCGGUACUUUUAACACCGCUGAAGAAGCUGCUAGAGCUUACGACAGCGAAGCUCGUAAAAUCAGGGGCAAGAAAGCCAAGUUGAAUUUCCCCGAAGAUUCACCACUCUCUGCACCAAGACACACAGUUAAGGUGAACUCGAGAAAUGAUUCGAUUAACCCUAACCUGAAUCAGAACACAAGUUUUACGAACAUCCACAACAAUGAAUACUGUUUCUUGAAACCACUCACUCCUCUCUCCCAUGACCAAGGGAGUAAUUCGUUUGACUGCUCGGAUUUCGGCUGGGGAAGUACUAACUGUGAGAAAACCCCGGAAAUAUCGUCUGUUCUUACAUCUGUUGUCGUCGAGGAUGUUUUGUCGGUGUCGAAGAGAACAAAGGUGGGGACAGAGGAUUUGGGGGGGGCCACCUUUGAUGGUAAACUAACCGAUGAUCUAUCGGAAUUCGACUCACAGAUGAAGCUAUUUCAGAUGCCGUAUCUCGAGAGUAAUUGGGAUGCUUCUAUAGAUGCCAUUCUCAAUGGAGGGAAUGCAGUGGAUCUUUGGUCUUCAGACGAUGUUUUUUAAGGAGGACGAUCGAGCGCAAGAAUCGAGCUCGGUUAAGCAACAAGGAGCUUUUGCUGUACAUAGUAACUAUGUUUAAUCAGUGUUUUUUGAGACUUGGAAUUUAGGAUUAAUUUUUUGAAUUAUGUCUGUAUGGAGUAUGUAAUAAUUAUUAAUAUUAAACUUCUGAUGAUGAUUAUGGUUGAUUAUGUAAUAACUAUUUACUUGGUUUU
This is a messenger RNA of Erythranthe guttata (spotted monkey flower), 1253 nucleotides long. Its product is annotated as ethylene-responsive transcription factor RAP2-12. The record is from RefSeq and is a predicted model, not a curated record. Gene Ontology annotation, molecular function: DNA binding; DNA-binding transcription factor activity. Lineage: Eukaryota; Viridiplantae; Streptophyta; Magnoliopsida; Lamiales; Phrymaceae. Gene Ontology annotation, biological process: regulation of DNA-templated transcription; ethylene-activated signaling pathway.